This is a messenger RNA of Hyla sarda, 2457 nucleotides long. It is a transcript of the gene ATG4D, whose product is annotated as autophagy related 4D cysteine peptidase. NCBI's taxonomy places the organism in Eukaryota, Metazoa, Chordata, Amphibia, Anura, Hylidae. Bases 221 to 1639 code for a protein of 472 amino acids. The record is from RefSeq and is a predicted model, not a curated record. The transcript has 11 exons. Gene Ontology annotation, molecular function: protein-phosphatidylethanolamide deconjugating activity.
CUUCCGUUGAUGGAGUGACGUCAUUAGUAACCGGGAAGGGUUUUUUUUUUUCCCUCUCUCUCUCUCUCUCUCUCUCUCUCUGGAUGGGCGGAAGUGAAACGGAAGUGAUCCCGACCUGAUAUGGGCAUGUGAUUUCCGAUGGUCUUCCUCUGGGGAAAAAAAAAAAGAUAAGAGUUCCCCCAGUCAUGCUCUCCCCUCUGUGACCAAAUACACUGGAUAAAUGAAUUCCGUGUCGCCAUCGGCCACUCAGUAUGGCAGCCCCGAAGGUCGACGACGCAGGAACCUGAGCGGCCUCCACGAUGCUCCUCAGAUGGGGUACCAAGGAGCCGGGCGAGAUGUCGCAACCGAUGAGGUGGAUAAGUUAAAGAGCAAACUACUGACAGCAUGGCACAGCGUCAAAUACGGUUGGACGGUGAAGAUGAAGACUAAUUUUAACAGAUCUACGCCCUUAUAUUUGUUGGGCAAACGCUACUUCUUCCGAAACGAAGAUGAAAUAGAACAAUUUCAGCAAGAUUUUGUCUCCAGGGUGUGGCUAACUUAUAGACGGGAUUUCCCUGCACUGGAGGGGACCCAACUCACUACAGACUGCGGAUGGGGCUGUAUGAUCAGGAGCGCUCAGAUGAUGUUCGCCCAGGCUCUUCUGAUGCAUCUUCUUCACAGAGAUUGGUUGUGGCCUGAAGCAUUGGACAUCAUUUUUGUUGAAAUGGAUCCCAUCCGAUCCUCCUCUCCGCCCACCCUUAAUUCAUUCUCUUCUACAGCGUCACCUACCUCUCACUCCCGUCAUCUGUACUCCCGCACAGCAUCCUGCCCCUCUAGACCUCAAGUUCCCCACCAAGGGCAUAUCCACAGGGACAUCCUGCGAUGGCUCUCAGACCGCCCAGAUGCCCCCUUUGGUCUCCAUCACAUGGUGAAAUUAGGCAGGAGCUUUGGCAAAAAAGCAGGAGACUGGUAUGGCCCCAGUAUUGUGGCUCACAUCUUGAGGAAAGCUCUGGAAUCAUCUCCUCAGGUCCCGGAGCUGUCCGUCUACGUGUCUCAGGACUGUACAGUGUACAGGGCAGAUGUGGAGCAGCUGCUGGAUACAGUUGAUCCUCGUGUAGAUACCACCAUUGCAGGAAGAGCGGUGAUCAUCCUCAUACCUGUACGUCUGGGUGGAGAGAACUUCAACCCAGUGUAUAAGCAGUGCAUUAAGGAGUUCCUGCAGAUGCCAUCAUGUCUGGGCAUUAUAGGAGGGAAACCGAAACAUUCACUGUAUUUCAUUGGUUAUCAAGAUAACCAUUUGUUAUACCUGGAUCCACAUUACAGUCAGACCUACGUAGACACCAGAACAGAUGACUUUCCCCUGGAUACUUUUCACUGUAAUUCUCCGCGCAAGAUGUCUAUAGUUAAGAUGGAUCCCAGCUGCACAAUCGCUUUUUAUGCUAGAAAUCGAGCAGAUUUUGGUGCACUUUGUGAUCAUCUGACAAAGGUGUUAAGUUCUCCGUCGGCAGAGGAGAAAUAUCCGGUGUUCAGUAUCUCAGAAGGUCACGCUCAGGAAUUCCACGUGUCAGAGGUUCUGCCGCUCUCUGCGUACGCCCCCGCUCAUCGGAAGAGGAGUACACUGGCACAGAGACCCAGCUCAGAUGAGUUUGAGUUCUUAUAACCUGGGGGAAGGGGACGCUGUACGACCUUCUGUACGACAUGGCGCCCCCUACGUCCGAAACUACUGCUGUUACUGAUCCAGUCUAGCUCUAGCCAAUCACGUCAUGAAGGUGUCUACUGUAUGAGAGAAUGUAUCCUCCAUUCACUGACAGCUAGCAUCUCAUAGGAAAGAAAAUACAAUCCUGCACUGAUGGGUCAUACAAACUGCAGCUACCUUUAUACAGAAACAGCACCAUUCAUGACCACAGGCUGGAUGUGGUAUUGCAGAUUUACCCUGUACAAGUGAAUGGAACUAAGCAGUACUACACGCAUCCUAGGCGUAGGAGUGGAGCUGUUUCUGCCAUAAAGCUGCCUUUUUUUUUUUUUUUUUUAUUAUUAUUUUUUUUAUCACAUACAACCCCUUUUAAUUAAAGGGGUUACUUGUCAUUAUGUUUUAAGGGUACGUUCACCAAACAUAAUCCACUGUGCAUAUGAUUAUAUGUGUGUUGACAUACACUUAAAGGGGUACUCCACUGGAAAACUUUUUAAUCAACUGGUGCCAGAAAGUUAAACAGAUUUGUAAAUGACUUCUAUUUAAAAAUCUUAAUCCUUUUAGUACUUAUCAGCUGCUGUAUGCUCCACAGGAAGUUAUUUUGUUUUUUCAUUUUCUUUCUGUCUGACCACAGUGCUCUCUGCUGACACCUCUGUACAUUUUAGGAACUGUCCAGAGUACAAGCAAAUCCCCAUAGCAAACCUAUCCUGCUCUGGACAGUUCCUGACGUCGACAGAGGUGUCAGAGAGCAGUGUGGUCAGACAGGAAGGAAAUUCAAAAAGAAAAUA